ACAUUUGGGCAUAAUAUUGUGGAUAAAAUAAUUGAUUUCAUAUUCUAUGAUAUAGUUGCAGAAUCUAAAUGGGAUGGAUGUCCAGCACAGUCUACUAAAUUCAGAAAUGCCACCCAAAAUAUAACUAGGUAUCCAGAUUUUUAUGCUUAUGGGGAAAACUAUGGGUAUUUCUUUAAUCAUGAAUAUUUAUUUCUAGAGAUCAGUAAUGAUAAUAUUGUGUUUAUAUCAAUUCAUUUUCAUGAGUUAAAAAUGGAUAUUAAUAUAAUGGAUUGUAAAAUGCAAACAUUUUACAUAAUAAACCCAUUUCAACAAAUUGAUCUCCCGCUUCAUCAUUUAGAUCAAAAAGAAUCAAUAGAUUCUUUGGUUUCUUUAUGUCAAUCAUUACUUAUAUUAAAUCAUUUAAUAAAGGAAAAUACCAUCAACAUUGGUAAAUUAAACCAAGAAAUAAAUGCAACAAUAUCCACACCAACUAAUCAACCAAUCAUGACUUUAGAACCUGGUUCUGGUGGAAGAAAUUAA
Molecule: messenger RNA, 519 nt
Organism: Entrophospora candida
Lineage: Eukaryota; Fungi; Glomeromycota; Glomeromycetes; Entrophosporales; Entrophosporaceae
Source: the annotation of a GenBank genome assembly